GUGGUGCUAGAAGCAACUGAAAACAGCCGAGCGAUCUCCUCUCCCUCUCCCUCUCCGAUCCAUUCUCCAGCGCAGCGAAGUAAACAUGUCUGACCGGGCAAAGAUGUCGUGGCAGGCGUACGUGGACGAGCACCUGAUGUGCGAGAUCGAGGGCCACCACCUCGCGGCGGCGGCCAUCGUCGGCCACGACGGUGCCGCCUGGGCGCAGAGCACGGCGUUCCCCGAGUUCAAGACCGAGGACAUGGCCAACAUCAUGAAGGACUUCGACGAGCCAGGGCACCUCGCGCCGACAGGCCUGUUCCUCGGACCUACCAAGUACAUGGUCAUCCAAGGCGAGCCUGGUGCCGUCAUCCGUGGCAAGAAGGGAUCAGGAGGCAUCACCGUGAAGAAGACAGGGCAGGCACUCGUGGUUGGCAUCUACGACGAGCCGAUGACGCCUGGGCAGUGCAACAUGGUGGUGGAAAGGCUGGGCGACUACCUGCUUGAACAGGGCAUGUAACUACUACGUACCAGCUGGAAUGCAUGUCGACGACGAUGGUUUCGAGUUUCGACUUCCAAUAAUAGUAACAACAAAGCAAAGGCCUUCCUCCCGGCGUAUUUGCUUUGGCUCUUCUCCUCCACGCCAUAAGAUAUCUAGCAAUUGGUGACUCGCCUUAAUUAGUUCGCUUUGCUUUUGAGGUUGACUCGACCAUUUUGCUGUAGCGUGAAUUGCAUGGACAUGCAACGCUCCAAUGGCCUUUGGAAUGUGGAAUUUUUUUUUCCCGUUUCUGUAUUUUUCCUAUAAAAUGAAGUAAUGAACUGGUUCUUAUAUAAUUCCUCUCAAA
Molecule: messenger RNA, 824 nt
Organism: Zea mays
Lineage: Eukaryota; Viridiplantae; Streptophyta; Magnoliopsida; Poales; Poaceae
Product: profilin homolog 2
Exons: 3
Coding region: 86-499 (137 amino acids)
Cellular component (GO): cell cortex
Molecular function (GO): actin monomer binding
Source: RefSeq, marked validated